Molecule: messenger RNA, 2241 nt
Organism: Capra hircus (goat)
Lineage: Eukaryota; Metazoa; Chordata; Mammalia; Artiodactyla; Bovidae
Gene: REDIC1
Product: chromosome 5 C12orf40 homolog
Exons: 15
Source: RefSeq, a predicted model, not a curated record
AUGAUUCCCUCAGAAGCUCAAGCUGCACGGAGCAGCCCCAAGCUCCUCCCUCUCAGCCCCCUCAUUGGCUGUUUAGAGGUUCCCUGCAGAAACAACAGAGGCUGCCUGGAGGCCUGGAAGCCGCCUACCCCAGGCCGCAGAGGCUGUCGGGAGGCUGGGCCAUACUGCCCGGAGGCGGAAAGGAGCCAUCUGAGGCCAAGGAACUUGUCGCUCAGCGCGAAACGAAGACGCCGGAGCACCGGCAGUCAGGACCCCAGUGACUCUUUGCUCCGAAGUUUUGAGGAGAUGAAUUGGGUCGGGGGUUCCCGGACCAGGGUUCUGAUCAAGCAGGAAAGGAGAAAGCAGAAGGAAUAUUUUGAAAAGAAAAGGUUAAAGUCAAAAAUGAAAUUAUUGGGAGUUUUAUCCCCUGUCAAAAAUUCUACUGUCAGUUUAGACCUCCUUAACCUGUAUAUGGUAAAUCAGAUAUCUUGCCAGAAGAAAACAUCUGAAACUGUGAGGAAACCAAUGCACGUGAAUAUGAAUAAAGACAUAAAAAUGCCCCUAAGAAAGCAUGAUAUAGAACUUCCAAUGUCACCUAACUGUGUACCAUCUAAACUCUGCAUUGAUGAUAUAGAAAACAAUAUAUACUAUCAAAGACUAGACACCAAGGAAGAACUUGAUCCAGUUCAGUUACCACAAGUCAUGGGCUCAUAUAGAAUGUUUUAACCUCAGUUCAACAGAACAGAAAACUGCAUUUUCACUCUACUAUCUUUUUCAGCAGAAGUAUCUUCCAGUGGAAAUACUACAAAACAAAAUUUCAUUCCCAGAAUAGUACCUAGUCUUCAGAAAGUUGCAUAUAAAAAUAGGCAGGAUAACUCUUCCUUUCUUUUUCAGCUCAGUAAUGUUAAUUAUUCUCAUUCCUUGGUUUCUAAAUUAAAUGAAAAUCAAGAUACUUUCAAUCCAUCAUAUGAAACAGCACAAUCUGGACCAUUAUUUGAAAGAUUAAACAGUCCAGGAAAUAGAAACUUCCUUACAAGGACACCUACUGUAGUUGUAGGUGAAGAUUGUGGAAGCAUGGAUGAGAGAAGACAGUCACACUUCAUUACUGAAAAUAACUCACUACAACAUAUUUGGAAAGAAAAUAGAAAAAAGUUUUCAAAUGAAGAUAUGAACCAGCAAACCUCCAGCCUUCUAUCAGAUAAUUAUGACUCUUUUGUUAGUGAAAAUAUGAUCAAUUUAUUAAACGUAGACCAACAGAAGAUAAAGGAAACCUUUGACAAGUAUGAUUAUGAUAAUACAUGUGCAGUCAUUGAUUCUGAUAAAAACCAUUUCACUGAUAGCCACAUUAAAAGUAUUUUUACAGAUCCAGAGUUGGGUUUUAGUAAAUCUACUUUUAAAAUAUCAAGUUGUUCAGAAAAGUAUCAGCCAAACAAGAUUUGCCAGAAAGAGUACAAGAAUAAUGAAAAAAAUAAUUUUAGUACAUCUUUUGAGAAAGAUUUUUAUUCAGCCAGCUCUAAUAAAAAAGGAAAAUUUGAAAGUGAUUACCAAGAGAAGAUAUACCAGGAGAAAAUACAGAAAUAUUCAGUGAAUCAUAUGGGUAAUAGCCCUUUGGAAGAAUUGCAUUCUGAGCAAACAUGGGACUUUGGAGUUGGUGAGAUUCUGAUAGAAGAAGGAGGAAUGUGUUCUUUCAAAGAUGGGACAACAUCUACUAGGAAAACUUAUCUUGAUUCUUCACAGAGUAGUCAGUCUUCCAGUUACUCUCCAAGGCCAACAGAUAGUAGUUGUUUCAGUUCUAGUUCAGAGAUGCCAUCAGAAGAUGAAGAUCAAACUGAAGAUUCAAAUAGGAGAUCCAUCAAAACCAAAGAAACAACUAAUAAUUUUUAUUUAGAAAACAUGGAAAAAUAUCCUUGUGAUAAGGUUAUUAAUAACAGUGCCAAAUUUCAUAAAAAAAAUGAGAAUUUUAACCAGUUCUCAGUGAAUAAUAAUAUACAUCAGUUCCCAGAGUCUCAGUGUAAUUCAGCACACAUAUUGGAGAGCAAAACCAGUAAUAACUGCAUUCUACAGGUUGCAAGGUGCGAUGCAUGGGUACAAACAGAGAGUGAACUUACAAUGGAGGAAAAAUUAGAUGCUGCCAUACAAUGUGAUAUAAUUUCAAAAUGUAAAUGUAGAAAUGAGGUGUCUUCUUUUUGUAAUGUUGAAAGGUACAAUGAAAAUGUUAAGGCAGAUACCACUGGAGGGCAGGAAAUCCUUAGAAACAACUAA